Molecule: messenger RNA, 2473 nt
Organism: Choloepus didactylus (southern two-toed sloth)
Lineage: Eukaryota; Metazoa; Chordata; Mammalia; Pilosa; Megalonychidae
Gene: SLC7A2
Product: solute carrier family 7 member 2
Exons: 12
Coding region: 165-2141 (658 amino acids)
Biological process (GO): transmembrane transport; amino acid transport
Cellular component (GO): plasma membrane
Molecular function (GO): amino acid transmembrane transporter activity
Source: RefSeq, a predicted model, not a curated record
UUUCUGCUGCGCGGCAGUCGGGCGCUUCCCUCCACGCUGAGCAGCGAGGCGGCGAUCGCUCCUCCAACCUCCCGGAGCUGCGGGCCCGCAAGACCCUCCAGCCUCCGUACUCCACCGCCCCCUCGGCGCGGCCCUAUAGCGCUGCCCCAGUUGCCCUCUUCAGAAUGAUUCCCUGCAGAGCAGCCCUGUCUUUUGCACGAUGUCUGAUCCGGAGAAAAGUCGUCCCUCUGGACAGUCUAGAAGACUCCAAAUUAUGCCGCUGCUUAUCCACCAUGGACCUCAUUGCCCUAGGGGUUGGAAGCACCCUUGGAGCUGGGGUUUACGUUCUCGCUGGGGAAGUUGCCAAAGCAGAUUCUGGUCCCAGUAUCGUCGUUUCCUUCCUCAUCGCUGCGCUGGCUUCGGUGAUGGCGGGACUCUGCUAUGCCGAAUUUGGGGCCCGAGUUCCCAAGACUGGGUCUGCGUAUUUAUACACUUACGUCACGGUCGGAGAGCUGUGGGCCUUCAUCACUGGCUGGAAUCUCAUUUUAUCUUAUGUGAUAGGUACAUCAAGUGUUGCAAGAGCAUGGAGUGGCACCUUCGAUGAACUUCUGAGCAAACAGAUUGGUCAGUUUUUCAAGACGUACUUCAAAAUGAAUUACACUGGCUUUGCAGAGUAUCCAGACUUUUUUGCUGUGUGCCUCAUAUUACUUCUGGCAGGUCUUUUGUCUUUUGGAGUAAAAGAGUCUGCUUGGGUGAAUAAAGUCUUUACAGCUAUUAAUAUCCUGGUCCUUCUUUUUGUUAUGGUUGCCGGGUUCGUGAAAGGAAAUGUGGCAAACUGGAAGAUUAGUGAAGAGUUUCUCAAAAAUAUAUCGGCACAUGCCAGAGAGCCGCCUUCUGAAAACGGAACAAGUAUCUAUGGAGCCGGUGGCUUUAUGCCUUACGGCUUUGCAGGAACUUUGGCUGGUGCUGCAACCUGCUUCUAUGCAUUUGUGGGAUUUGACUGUAUUGCAACGACUGGUGAAGAAGUACGGAAUCCCCAGAAAGCUAUACCUAUUGGAAUUGUGACAUCUUUGCUCGUUUGCUUCAUGGCCUACUUUGGGGUCUCUGCGGCUCUGACACUUAUGAUGCCAUACUACCUCCUGGAUGAAAAGAGCCCCCUCCCUGUCGCGUUUGAAUAUGUCGGAUGGGGUCCUGCCAAAUACGUUGUUGCCGCAGGCUCCCUCUGUGCUUUGUCAACAAGUCUUCUUGGAUCCAUUUUCCCUAUGCCUCGUGUAAUCUAUGCUAUGGCGGAGGAUGGGUUGCUUUUCAAAUGUCUAGCUCAAAUCAAUUCCAAAACGAAGACACCAUUAAUUGCUACUUUAUCGUCGGGUGCAGUGGCAGCUGUGAUGGCAUUUCUGUUUGACCUGAAGGCACUUGUGGACAUGAUGUCCAUCGGCACUCUGCUGGCUUACUCUCUGGUCGCAGCCUGUGUUCUCAUCCUCAGGUACCAGCCUGGCUUAUCUUACAAGCAACCCAAAUAUUCCCCUGAGAGAGAAGCUCUGAGACCCUGUGCCGGUACCGCCUCCAAAACUGAGUCCCCGGUCGCUGUGCUGCAAGGACAGGGAUUCAGCCUGCGGAUCCUGUUCAGCCCCUCGGCUCUGCCUACUCAACAGUCAGCUUCUCUUGUGAGCUUUCUGGUAGGACUCCUGGCCUUUCUCAUUUUGGGCCUGAGUAUUUUGACCACCCACGGAGUUCGUGCCCUUGCCAGGCUGGAGGACUGGGUCCUGGCUCUUGUUGUGCUGCUAAUUGCUCUCUGCAUUGCCAUCAUUCUCACCAUUUGGAGGCAGCCCCAGAAUCAGCAAAAAGUAGCCUUUAUGGUUCCCUUCCUACCAUUUUUGCCAGCAUUCAGCAUCCUGGUGAACAUUUACUUGAUGGUCCAGUUGAGUGCAGACACGUGGAUCAGAUUUAGCAUUUGGAUGGCACUUGGUUUCCUGAUUUACUUUGGUUAUGGCAUUAGACACAGCCUGGAGGGUCAUUCACAAGAGGAUGAAGAUGAUGAUGAUGCUUACUCAGACAGUAUUAAUGCGUCAACAGAAGAAAAAUCUGCCAUUCAAGCAAAUGACCAUCAUCAAAGGAACCUCAGUUUACCUUUCAUAUUCCAUGAAAAGACAAGUGAAUGCUGAAGCCUGUAGGAGCAAAGCUGGUCCACAGUCAGUGUACAUAUCCUACACGUAGUAAACCAUGACAGGAUGUCAUCAUCAUGUGAAGUCGUCACGUGUUUGCUGCAGAGAUAGUUCACCCUAAUUUAUACUUACUCAUCUGGACAGCACCUCCUCAGAUGGUGAAAUAUGUGCCUGGGAAACCUUCUCCUGAGCUCUGUCUUUAGUAAUGAGUGUGUGUGUAUGUGUGUGUAUGUAGACGUUGGGGAAUAUGAAUGUUAAAAGUUGGUGUUUUCCACUUUGUCUAGUUUAUGGAUGGAUGUGUAGAAAAGUAGGGGAAGGAAACAAACAGACAA